UUGGACUCAAACUUGUAAAGACGAGCAUGUCAAAAUUCACAACGUAACACUGCAAAGCUAAAAGGAGAGGCAAAAUGUCGUUUAUAUGUUCUGGGAAGACCUCAUGGCCGGAGCUUGUGGGAACAAAGGGAGACUAUGCGGCUUCUGUGAUCGAACGUGAGAACCCCGGAGUCACAGCAGCCGUGAUUGUAGUUCGAUCUCCGGUGCCUUUUGAGUAUAACAUCAGGUGCAACCGGGUUUUGGUCUGGGUUGAUAAAAAAGUUGAUGGUACCGUCGUCGUAGUCCCUAUCGUCGGUUAGACUUGUAUACGGACCACGCUGUGUUACUAUGUCAAUUUAAUAUGAAU
Molecule: messenger RNA, 346 nt
Organism: Brassica oleracea var. oleracea
Lineage: Eukaryota; Viridiplantae; Streptophyta; Magnoliopsida; Brassicales; Brassicaceae
Product: glu S.griseus protease inhibitor-like
Exons: 2
Coding region: 75-299 (74 amino acids)
Biological process (GO): response to wounding
Molecular function (GO): serine-type endopeptidase inhibitor activity
Source: RefSeq, a predicted model, not a curated record